Pipistrellus kuhlii (Kuhl's pipistrelle) is the source of this 2638-nucleotide messenger RNA. It is a transcript of the gene NNMT, whose product is annotated as nicotinamide N-methyltransferase. Lineage: Eukaryota; Metazoa; Chordata; Mammalia; Chiroptera; Vespertilionidae. The record is from RefSeq and is a predicted model, not a curated record. The transcript is spliced from 4 exons. Gene Ontology annotation, molecular function: nicotinamide N-methyltransferase activity. Gene Ontology annotation, cellular component: cytosol. Bases 100 to 888 code for a protein of 262 amino acids.
UAAAAACAUGAGACUCAGAAGGACCGUUUCUGCAGGCGCUCCCUGGCUUCUGGAGGAGAGGGAGGCAGGGCAGUGGACAGGUGGCAUAGGAGUGAGACAAUGGAGUCUGGCUUCACCUCCAAGGACACCUAUCUGAGCCAUUUUAACCCUCGAGAUUACCUAGAAAAAUAUUACAGCUUUGGGUCCACACACACCGCAGAAAACCAGAUUCUUAGGCUUCUUCUGAAAAAGCUUUUCAAUAUAUUCUGUGUGGCUGGUGUGAAGGGAGACCUCCUGAUUGACAUUGGCUCUGGCCCCACCAUCUAUCAGCUCCUCUCUGCUUGUGAAUCCUUCAAGACGAUCAUUGCUUCUGACUACACUGAUCAGAACCUGCAGGAGCUAGAGAAGUGGCUGAAGAAAGAGCCUGGGGCCUUCGACUGGUCCCCAGUAGUGACUUAUGUGUGUGAGCUCGAAGGGAACAGAGUGAAGGGGCCAGAGAAGGAGGAGAAACUGAGGCGGGCAGUCAAGCAGGUCCUGAAGUGUGACGUGACCCAGAGCCGGCCGCUGGGUGCCGCCUCCCUGCCCCUGGCGGACUGCCUGCUCAGCACGCUGUGCCUGGACGCCGCCUGCCCGGACCUCCCCACCUACCGCACAGCCCUCAGGAACCUCAGCAGCCUGCUCAAGCCGGGGGGCCAUCUGGUGCUCGUGGACGCCCUGAAGAGCAGUUACUACAUGAUUGGGGAGCAGAGGUUCUCCAGCCUCUCCCUGGACCGGGAGACAAUCGAGGCUGCUGUGCGAGAGGCCGGCUAUGCCAUCAAGCAGUUUGAUGUGAUCUCGCAAAGUUACACUGUGGCCAACAACGAAGGCCUUUUCUUCCUGGUGGGACAGAAGCUGAGCACAUCUGCGUGACACCUUGUCACCGCAACUGAAGGCACUGCCUUGACUUACCCAGUUGACGUCAGUCCUUGGUUCUAAUCGUUGUGGUCACUAUGCUGAGUGGAGGCUAAUGGCUGGGGCGCUGAGGGUUUGUCUAGGACAAGGUUGUAGCCGUCAGUAAACCUAGAGGCAACUGGUUGACCACCUACCCUAUGCCUCGUCUUCACUCCCUGUGAUUAUAAAAGAAAAUGCAAUGUUCCUUAAGCAUCUUGCUUAUGAAGGCUCACGCCCACACCUCUCUAUAGAGCAAAUGUCUGCUUCCUCCUCAUCUACAUACAGACUUCUCCUCUUCAACUCUUGCCUUCCCUAGAGACCCCAUCUUCAGCGGGGUCCCCUGGUGCCAGCACAACCUCUGGGGUCAGGGAACAACUGUUGCUUUGCUCCUGGGCCCCAAGAAUGAGUCAGGCUCCUCUCUUACUUCCCUCAACGCACCCACCUGAAGAGAGGCUUAGCAGUUAGCAAGCGCGAUUGCAGGCGCUAAUUACAGCUGCGUUAGAAGCAGUCUUCAGAGCCCGCCUCCCGAGAGGGUUCUGCUGGCAUAGCUCUCGGCCACGUAUCUCCUCAGAGGCAGCUUACAUCCUGAUGGCAUGCCUAUGCUCUCUCUCUUCCUAGGCACCAUCACCCACGACGCUCUAAAACAGAGGUUGACAAACUAGGGCCUGUGAGCCAGAGCCAACCUGCUGCCUGUGUUGUAAGAUCUUACUGAGACAUGACCAUGCAUUUACAUGUUGUCUGUGGCUGUUUUUGCACUGGAAUGCCAGAGUUGAAUUAGUGUGACAGCAACUGUAUGCGUGACCUGUGAGGAAGAGAGUAAAGAAGUCAGGUGGAGUCAAGCUGCUAAAUGAUUAACUUCAAGUGGGCUGAGGCAUAGGGAAAUGAUUGUUUUUGCUUUAAAUGACUCUGGGGAAUAAACUUUUGAACUCUUCACUCUGUGUCAAUACCUGGAGGCAAACCAGUACAUCGUGUGUUAAUGACAGGACAUGCAGCAAACCUCUGGGUAACCAGCUGAAUGACGUCAACAAGAAAACGUUCCCAGGCCUAGGCCGCUGGACAUCUGCUGAUUGCCACCACACAUCUGACAAUGACCAUUUUGAACCAGUUCAGGGGCUAGGAAUGUAGAACUGCUUUUCCUCAAGAAUAUACUUUUUAUUGUAAGAAUCUCAUCAGAGCACAAGAGCCCAGCAUCAGUCCAUUUUUAUUUACAUGGUUGUUGAGGACAAUGGUGUCAUAACACAGUAUGGUCCAUUUCCAGGGGAGUUCAAUCACUCAAGCUCAGAGGGCAUUCACAUCAAAACACAACAUUCUAAUCUGAUUACAAUUCUAGAGAUUCCGUCUGAAGGACACGAACUGGCUAGUCCUGGAUCGGGAAAGCCAAGUCCAGCUCUGCUCCGUUAGCAGGUGCCGAUGCCUGGGCCUGCACAUCCCUUCUGCAAGCAACAGCCCCCAGAAGAGCAGAGCGCACUUACCACACAGGAGCCCGCACAAAGCACAGGCUGCUGAGAAGUGGCCAUGUCUUUAGAAACGGGGUUCUCUCCAAUAUGUGCCAUAUCUCCCCACCUCGAGGGAAGGCCACAGCUUCGCCUAAAACAUCUGUAUUUGGUUACCUCCUAAAACAAUAGCUCUUGCUUAUUUAUUUUUGCAUAUAACUGUAAACAAAAACACAUAUUUUCAUUUAAAAAAGGAUUUUCGGUUUAAAACUCUUAAAAACAAUCACUCUUCACCA